This is a messenger RNA of Sapajus apella (tufted capuchin), 1688 nucleotides long. RefSeq names its product keratin, type II cytoskeletal 73-like. The transcript is spliced from 2 exons. Lineage: Eukaryota; Metazoa; Chordata; Mammalia; Primates; Cebidae. Gene Ontology annotation, molecular function: structural constituent of skin epidermis. Gene Ontology annotation, cellular component: keratin filament. The record is from RefSeq and is a predicted model, not a curated record. Gene Ontology annotation, biological process: keratinization; intermediate filament organization. The annotation marks the transcript as partial.
GAGGUGAUGCGAUUCCCAGCGGGAGACUGAAUGAAGAAUUACGAAGCAGACUUGAGGUGCGGUUCCUGGAGCAGCAGAACCAGGUGCUGGAGACCAAGUGGGAGCUGCUGCAGCAGCUGGACCUGAACAACUGCAAGAACUCUGAGAAUGAAUUUGUGAAGGACGUGGAUGCGGCGUACAUGAGCAAAGUGGAGCUACAGGCCAAGGUAGAUGCUCUGGAAGGAGAAAUCAAGUUUUUCAAGUGCCUGUACAAGGGGGAGAUCGCUCAGAUCCAGUCCCACAUCAGUGACACAUCCAUCAUCCUGUCCAUGGACAACAACUGGAACCUGGACCUGGACAGCAUCAUUGCUGAGGUCCGUGCCCAGUACAAGGAGGUCGCCCGAAAGAGCAAGGCCGAGGCCGAGACCCUGUACCAGACCAAGUUUCAGGAGCUGCUGCUGACAGCUAACAGGCACGGGGAUGACCUGAAACACACCAAAAAUGAGAUCUCAGAGCUGACCCGUCUAAUCCAGAGGUUGCACGCGGAGAUUGAGAGUGUGAAGAAGCAGUGCGCCAACCUGGAGACGGCCAUCGCCAACACCGAGCAGCAGGGGGACUGCUUCUUCAAAGAUGCUAGAGCCAAGCUGGAUGAGCUGGAGGGCACCCUGCAGCAGGCCAAGGAGGAGCUGGCAUGGAUGCUGCGAGAGUACCAGGAGCUUUUGAGCAUGAAGCUGGCCCUGGACAUCGAGAUUGCCACCUACCGCAAGCUGCUGGAGGGCGAGGAGUGCAGGAUGUCUGGAGAAUACACCAACUCUGUGAGCAUUUCGGUCUUCAACAGCUCCAUGGCUGGGGCAGCAGGCACAGGGGCUGGCUUUGGAUUCAGCAAUGCUGGCACCUACGGCUACUGGCCCAGCUCUGUCAGCGGAGGCUACAGCAUGAUGCCUGGGGGCUGUGUUACUGGCAGUGGGAACUGCAGCCCCCUUGGGGAAGCCAGGACCAGGUUGGGGAGUGCAAGUGAAUUCAAGGACUCCCAGGGAAAGACCUUAGCUCUCAGCUCACCCACCAAGAAAACCAUGAGAUAAAAGUGAAAGCCCAUUUCCCAGUAGUCUGCCUUACUCCGGCAGACUACUCCAGACUCCUUCUCUAGGAAAUUCCUCUGUCUCAUUUGUCCUCAUCUCCUUCUUCCUUUGCUUUGCCAUGGACCUCUCUCGCUUCUCCUUGACCUCUCUGCCUCAGUCUUUGUUAAUGCUGAAUCAGGAUUCGAGAGCUGGAGCCUAUCCUUCUGCCUCCAUCCAAAGAGACCUCUUCACUCAGUCUCCCCUUCUGGAUGAAGACUUGGCCUUUUCUCUGCCUGCAUGUCCCCAUGCAGAGGAAGGCUGUCUCUCAAGGAUAAAACCCCAGUCUUCCUGUGCUGCUCUUUCAUACCUUGUCUCAGUAACUAUUUGGCCAUUUGCUCCCUGGGUACACAAGGUUUCAGAUCUACUGAGAGACUUGCAAGAACUGUCUUGUGUUAGAGCAGCACCGGCUCAGGCAAAACGCCUGGUGGGAGGUUGUAUCUUGCAUAUCCACUGCAUAUUACAUAGCUGGGAGUAUUCUUUGAGGCCAAUCUUAUCAAUCAAGGGAUUUGUGCUCUUCAUCUGUGAGUACUUGUCCUUGUUUGGGCCUCACCUCCCUGCUCCUGUGUCUUACCAAUAAACUUAUAAAACCCA